This is a messenger RNA of Lingula anatina, 4565 nucleotides long. RefSeq lists its product as uncharacterized. The record is from RefSeq and is a predicted model, not a curated record. Gene Ontology annotation, biological process: carbohydrate metabolic process. Lineage: Eukaryota; Metazoa; Brachiopoda; Lingulata; Lingulida; Lingulidae.
ACGAUAUGAAGCCACAGAUGAAACUCAGGUGGCGUUCCUUAUCAGUGUCUGAGGAUCCCAUUGAUCCUAGACAGUUUGAUCCACCUAAGUUCCACCGAUCAGUCUCGGCAAGUGAUGACACCACAGACCUGACAACUAGGGGGAUACAUGUCACUGAACUGAUACAGUUACGCAAAGUCAGGUUUCAGGAUGCAAUAUCUGAAGAGGAGGAAGAAUAUAAGAAGAAAAAAUCCACAAGGAUAAAUCCUUUAGGCGAGGUUGUGAGAAUCACCCCCUCGCGGCGAUCAGUUCCCCGGAAUUUAAGCAUGGAAGGACAAAGGCACCUGUGCAGUGUGACAAAUUUACGGUUUCGGCAGAGACGGCGUGGGAGUGCAUCAUCAGCAAAAUCUGGUGAUGCUUCUGAACCUGAGAACGAAAUGUGUUCAUCUGAGGAAGAGAGUAUACAGGACUACAAACCUGUCACAUUUUUUACGGAGGACGAUGAACCACAAACAUUUCAUGUGAGGUAUCCCCAUGUGUUAAAAGGUCCAUUGGAUGUGAACGAGGAUGGAUUGGAAAAUCUGCAUUCGCAGUCUCUCAUGGAAGCAGUAACUGAGGAAGAGGAGGUGGAAAUUCCAACAGGACUACACAGAGUCCUCUCAGUCACUAUUGGUGGUUUAAACAGGGUGCUUACUAGGCUACAGCUACAUAGACACAGUAUUGCUGCUCCACCUCCAGACCCUCUUCAAAUCCUACAUCAUGGAGAUCUCAUGUCAGAUUUAUCACACAGUGGAAAUGUUCCUGACAGCGAAGGUUACCGCAGCCACCUCAGAAGAUUCUCUACUCAGAGCGAUGAUUCUUUGGCCAGUCAGGAGACACGUACAACAGAAUUAAAUCGUUCUUCUAGCAUGGACUCUGAUACGUUUGUGGAUUUUACUGUCCGACCUGCAAAAGAGGAACGCAAACUGUCUUUGAUACAUCGAGCUACUUCGUGUAUUUUUGAUGAGUAUUAUAAACCUUGGUGGAAGAGACAUCGUCCUACAGGGAAGUGGGCUGUAGCCUUCUGCCUAUCCUUAUCUUGGUUGUUGGUAUUUUUGACUUUCUUACUGUAUGCAGUAUUAACUUACACCCCACCUCCAAAGUUGGACUGGUGGCAAACCACUGUGAUAUACCAAAUAUAUCCAAGGAGUUUUCAAGACUAUAAUCAUGAUGGCAUUGGGGAUCUUCGGGGGAUUGAGGAGCGUUUAGAUUACUUUAAAACCAUUGGCGUGGACACAAUCUGGUUGAGUCCCAUAUACGAUAGUCCCAUGAGAGAUUUUGGUUACGAUGUCACAAACUACACCAAAGUGUGGCCGACCUUUGGAACCAUGUCGGACUUUGAACAUCUGGUGAACGAGGCCCAUGACAAAGGCCUGUAUGUGAUUCUAGACUACAUCCCUAACCACUCCUCCAAUGAGACAGAAUGGUUUAUCAGAAGUCGCCAUGCCAAGGACUCGUCUGAUAUCUACAGCUACUACUACGUGUGGAAGGACUGUGGGGAAAAUGGCAGCUGGGUGCCUACAAACUGGAGAAGUUUGUUUGGGAAGUCUGCCUGGGAGUGGGAUCCUGUGCGCAAACAGUGCUAUCUUCACCAGUUUCUGCCCUCUCAGCCAGACUUUGACUUCAGGAACCCUCUAGUCAUUGAAGAGAUGGAGGAAGUGUUAAAAUUCUGGAUGGAGAAGGGAGUUGAUGGGUUUCGCGUGGACUCUAUUAAGUUUCUCUUUGAGGACUAUUUGUAUAGGAAUGAGAGCAUUGACAACCCAGACUUGGACCCAGAUAGGUACGAAUAUCUUAAACACAACCUGACAGCAUCUCUGCAAGAGUUAUACUACAUUGUGGCUAGAUGGCGCCACUUGCUCAAUGAAUGGGGAAAACUUCAUGGGAGAAAAAUAGUCCUAAUUGGUGAGGCGUAUGGUGAAACAGAAGAAGUAAUGCGACUCCAUGGAGAGUACACUUGUGAAGGGACAGAUUACCCAUUCAACUUCAACCUCAUCUUCCUGAACAGAACCUGUGGAGGCAACUGUGUGUAUAAGCUUGUAGAUGACUGGAUGGGGAAAAUGAAGAAGAAUUUCUGGGCAAACUGGGUGUUAGGUAACCAUGACAACCCCAGAAUAGCCACCAAGAUGGGCCCACAGUUUGUGAAUGCACUGAACAUGCUGUUGCUGCUACUUCCUGGGACUCCCACUACUUACUAUGGAGAAGAACUUGGCAUGGAAAAUAUAGACCAGCCUCAACCCAUCAGAGACCCCUUUGGGCUGAUGUUUAAUGACACAUCUCGUGAUCCAGAACGUUCCCCCAUGCAGUGGAGUCGUGGACGCCAUGCUGGGUACAGCAAUGGUUCCGAGGCUUGGCUUCCAGUUCAUCCAAACUACAAGACUGGCUAUACUGUAGAAGACCAGUUAAAGGACCCAGAAUCCCACCUUAGUGUCUACAUGUCACUAGUCAGACUACGUCAGGAAUACGCUUUCCUCUAUGGCAACUUCCACUAUGCCAUCAUUGAUGAUAAAAUCUUCUCCUUUGUAAGAGAAUGGCCAGGAAGUGUGGGACAACCAGUUUACCUUAUUGCCAUCAAUUUUGGCAAUGAGACUUGCCUGACCGACUUCACACUCUCUGCCAGGUUUCAUGUCCCCAAGAAAGGCUACGUCAUCGAAAACACCAGGCAGAAUAUUUCAGAGAAACUGGCCAUCGGAAAGAAGAUAAAGUUAAACCAAGUGGAAUUGGAGCCAGGCCAGGGUAUUGUUGUGCAGUGGUAUGUUUGGAGAUCCAGACUGGAUGCUUUUAUGGACUACAUAAUCGGGAUAUUCUAUAAGAAACCAAAGAAGAAAACGGCUUUUUAUCAAAAUUACAAAAAGGAGCCAAUCGCUACUGAUUUGAAUAACCCAUUAAAGGUUAAAAAGCAUGCGGAAAACAUGCUCCAUCAAGCUCAGGAGGCUAAGAAUGCACUUAAUACCAUGGUAGAUAUCAUUGGUCAAAAUAAGGCAGAUAGAAAACAUGACAGCAUAGGUUAUGUCCCAGUUAGCUCAAAUUCUACAAGCUACAAAACAAAAAAAGAGCAGUCUAGUAGUAUAGAGGCACAGGGUCAGGAAAGGGCAGUCCAUAAGAACAAUAUUCAGGUUUCUGAUAAAACUAGCCACUCCAGGAAUGCAUUGGAUGUGAAAGGUUAUCAACACUCAGAUGACUCCAUGCGUGGUCAUAAGAUGACCUAUAGAGUAUCAAUGAAGGACACAGGCCAGUUAGACAACAAGGACAAGGGUCAUGAAAGUAAGGCUAGUGGAACCGAAGAUUCUGAUAAAGUUCUCAAAACGAGAGCUGUAGAAAAACAAAGGUCGAAAAGAAAUAUUGCUUUAGGUAACCAUGACAACCCCAGAAUAGCCACCAAGAUGGGCCCACAGUUUGUGAAUGCACUGAACAUGCUGUUGCUGCUACUUCCUGGGACUCCCACUACUUACUAUGGAGAAGAACUUGGCAUGGAAAAUAUAGACCAGCCUCAACCCAUCAGAGACCCCUUUGGGCUGAUGUUUAAUGACACAUCUCGUGAUCCAGAACGUUCCCCCAUGCAGUGGAGUCGUGGACGCCAUGCUGGGUACAGCAAUGGUUCCGAGGCUUGGCUUCCAGUUCAUCCAAACUACAAGACUGGCUAUACUGUAGAAGACCAGUUAAAGGACCCAGAAUCCCACCUCAGUGUCUACAUGUCACUUGUCAGACUGCGUCAGGAGUACGCUUUCCUCUAUGGCAACUUCCACUAUGCCAUCAUUGAUGAUAAAAUCUUCUCCUUUGUAAGAGAAUGGCCAGGAAGUGUGGGACAACCAGUUUACCUUAUUGCCAUCAAUUUUGGCAACGAGACUUGCCUGACUGACUUCACACUCUCUGCCAGGUUUCAUGUCCCCAAGAAAGGCUACGUCAUCGAAAACACCAGGCAGAAUAUUUCAGAGAAACUGGCCAUCGGAAAGAAGAUAAAGUUAAACCAAGUGGAAUUGGAGCCAGGCCAGGGUAUUGUUGUGCAGUGGUAUGUUUGGAGAUCCAGACUGGAUGCUUUUAUGGACUACAUAAUCGGGAUAUUCUAUAAGAAACCAAAGAAGAAAAUGGCUUUUUAUCAAAAUUACAAAAAGGAGCCAAUCGCUACUGAUUUGAAUAACCCAUUAAAGGUUAAAAAGCAUGCAGAAAACAUGCUCCAUCAAGCUCAGGAGGCUAAGAAUGCACUUAAUACCAUGGUAGAUAUCAUUGGUCAAAAUAAGGCAGAUAGAAAACAUGACAGCAUAGGUUAUGUCCCAGUUAGCUCAAAUUUUACAAGCUACAAAACGAAAAAAGAGCAGUCUAGUAGUAUAGAGGCACAGGGUCAGAAAAGGGCAGUCCAUAAGAACAAUAUUCAGGUUUCUGAUAAAACUAGCCACUCCAGGAAUGCAUUGGAUGUGAAAGGUUAUCAACACUCAGAUGACUCCAACAAGGACAAGGGUCGUGAAAGUAAGGCCAGUGGAACUCAAGAUUCUGAUAAAAUUCUCAAAAUGAGAGCUGUAGAAAAACAAAGGUCGAAAAGAAAUAUUGCUUGA